AUGGAAUCCGAGGCCGAAUUCGAUUCUGAGUUUGUUCGGAAAUAUGGACCAGUCAACGUGGAGUGGAUUGAACCGCCAGCAAGCAACAGACUUUUUGUAAGGCCACAUGCGCUGAAUUACUUUUAUGACGGCAAGUUAUAUCGCACCAAGCAGGAACGUGGUUCCGGAGUGUUUGAGCUCUUCUUCGACCUAUUGUAUGUUGGAAUCAUUGCGAACCUAGCCGAAUCUGCUAUUGAAGAGGCUACUGGGGCUUCCUUUGUCAAAUAUAUUCUUCUCUUCAUGGCUGCGUGGCAGAUAUGGACAGACAUGAGAGAAUUUAUGGACUACUACUAUAACAACGACCUGAGCCAGAAAGCUUACGUUUUAUGGAUCAUGGUUCUUCUUGUGGUCUACGCCAACAACGCCAAUGAGGUAUUGGAGUCGAAAUCGCAAACCGGGCUGGUGGUGGGCUGCUAUAUUUUGGCUCGUUUUAGCGCGAUACUUCUGACUUUCAUCUAUACCUUUUUUGUGAAGGAGCACAGACGACAAAUGAGAUGGUUUUGCUGUUUCUCCUGUAUUUCACUCCUGAUAUUUGGGUUCAUAAUAAUUGCACCCCUGCGAGGAAAGAUCGCCAUAGCUGCUGUGUGCUACUUUUAUGACACUAUCGUGUACGCUAUAACCUUCCAUCCGUGGUUCAAAAAACUCAUCGGUGCCCGGUACUCUACCGCUAUCAAUAUCGAGCAUGAAGUGGAAAGACAUGGAGCUUUUGUCGUGAUAGCUCUCGGCGAAUACCUGUACACCAUAGUGGCAUCAUCUCCAGCAGCGAGUGGGUUCAAUGAAAGGACUGCGCGUGCAAUCAGUGUUCUUGUCGUUGCCUACUGUCUUGCUUGGUUUUACUUUCGUGGUGAGGGCUCCAGGAAGGCGAUACAUGCUCUUCGCCGAAGUGUUGUCUCCGCGUACUGUUGGAUUUACGUGCAUGUCCCGCUCAUCAUAUCUCUUAUUAUAUCUGCUGAUGCAGCGGGUGCCCUCACGAGAUCGCAUUCUCUCUACGCCAACAAGAGCUUUGACUCAGAAAGCUUCGAUACCGAAAGACCGGACUACUUACAUUCUGUUCAAAUAUUCUACGGUGCGGGUGUUGGCGUUGCCCUCAACUGCAUGAGCGCUUUGGCUCUAUGUGAUAAAAGUCUGGAUGUCAUCGGUGCCAGCAACGUCUCCUCAAAAGUCCGACUCAUUCCUCGAAUUAUGGUGUCGUUUGUGAUUUUCGGCAUAUCGUUUGCCCACAUCAAGAUUACCUUAUAUAUGGGACUCAUCGCAUUGUUGCUAGUCUUACAGCUGUUAUUUGAGAGCAUUGCUGAGCUACCCAGAACGGAAGACGGUGAAAUUGCUCUAAUUUGA
Messenger RNA from Lachancea sp. 'fantastica', 1374 nucleotides. NCBI's taxonomy places the organism in Eukaryota, Fungi, Ascomycota, Saccharomycetes, Saccharomycetales, Saccharomycetaceae. The record is from the annotation of a GenBank genome assembly.